AUGCCACCACCAAUGAGUCCUGCUGUACUCACCACAGACAAAACACCACUCUUGUUCUGCAGCCCAGGCGACCCAAGCAUCUGUUCAGAUACCGUUGAGAGCUCUUUGACAGGGCAAAAUACUCUUGACUUGCCAAAUCUUUGGCCACAAGGCACACAUCUUCGAGUCAAGAUACUACAACCGCAACACGUUCAUCCUGGAGUCAAGAGAAUCAUCGAAGAUGCUGUCAAAACUUGGUCAAGUUCACUAUCUGAAUCUAUUAAUGUCCAGUGGGUUCAAUCACAUGAAAGUGCAGAGAUUCGAAUAUCGAUCACGAAUGACGCGCCGAACUGGAGUGCUCUAGGCGCUAAGGCUUCUGAAAUUCAAGAUCAGAACCAGGCGACGAUGAAUGUUACACUUGAUGGCUGGAUGAAUCAGAAGAUAGACGACAUUCAGUUAUACAUUUCAAGAGUUACUGCUCAUCUGUUUGGCCACGCUCUUGGUUUACCACACCCUUCGAUCAAGUUUUCUUCGCCAUGGAACUUCACCGAGCUCGAAAAUCACUGCGGCUCGUUCUUCGCCACCGUGGUCAUGUCCUCAAAUGGUUACCCAGGCCUCUUAAACCCACUGUCCAUCAUGGCCUUUGAUCGCCCAGGCAUCCUAGGCUCGGGCGUAAACGAACACCACGGCGGUCUUAUCGUCGACAGCGAAGCUCUUGAUCUUCUCCGUCGUCUUUACCCGGCUUACAACAUCUUCUGCCCCUCCAUCGGCGUCGUAUGCACCCAAACUCUCAAGUUCAAAGGCGGGAUCCACGUGCAGCCCGCAACCCAACGCUUUCUGACUCAGAAAACUGCCAAUGUCAUCACCGGAAUUUCAUACAUCGACAUGGGCCUACACGGCAAUUUUAGGUUAACGUCUUAUCCGCACGAGAUCCAGAAGGGUUCGUCUUUUGAUGUCACACUUGGAAGUUGGCAUGAUACACACAUCUAUGACGCCAAAUGCAGCGUCAUGAGCUUUGCAGAGGAAGAUCCUCGAAUAUUGACAGGGAGUGUAGAGUCUGCAGAGCUCAGAGGUGGUAAGCUUAAUUGUUCAACGUAUGUUUACUUUCGGAGACCAUUUCGUCAGACGCCGAACGUAGUGGCCUGGGUUAGUGGGUUUGAUUUUGCCAAGGACAAAAACUUACGAAUUGAAGUCAGCGUAGACGAGGUCUCGAAUCUGGGGUUCAGGUUGCGUAUGAAUACUUGGCUUGACUCAACAGCCUACAACAUUCGCGCCACCUGGCUGGCCCACGAACAGGAUCAAUACGACAUCCGCUCCGGCACCUUCGAAACACCUCACCAUGGCCUCAUACACACACGCGAAGACAAACUACGCGUAGGAUACACAUCCCCCAUGCGCAAGAAACCAUCAAAGAUGUUCGCCGCGUUCACGUAUAUAGAUGUCGAGACCAAGACGAAUAUACGGUUGGAGACGAGGAUUGAAGGUUGGAAUGAGAGGUCUGCUGAGGGUUGGUUUUCGACUUGGGAGAGAGAGAGUAGGUUCUUCUGUUUGAGAGGGUGUUAUAUUGCUGUUUUGUAG
Molecule: messenger RNA, 1557 nt
Organism: Glarea lozoyensis ATCC 20868
Lineage: Eukaryota; Fungi; Ascomycota; Leotiomycetes; Helotiales; Helotiaceae
Product: Agglutinin HPA-like protein
Exons: 3
Coding region: 1-1557 (518 amino acids)
Biological process (GO): cell-cell adhesion
Cellular component (GO): protein complex involved in cell adhesion; phagocytic vesicle; cell surface
Molecular function (GO): N-acetylgalactosamine binding; metallopeptidase activity; oligosaccharide binding
Source: RefSeq, a predicted model, not a curated record